Molecule: messenger RNA, 888 nt
Organism: Owenia fusiformis
Lineage: Eukaryota; Metazoa; Annelida; Polychaeta; Sabellida; Oweniidae
Source: the annotation of a GenBank genome assembly
AUUCCCAAUCAAAUGCCCUUUCCAAAUCAAGGACAAACACAAGGUGGUUUUACACUCCCUCCUACUACUCAACCGAGUUUUGCUUCAACUUUUCCACAAAACUUCAAUCCUAUCGAUUAUCAACUCUCUCUAUCCAUGCAGUCUGCUCCCCUUCAUAACCUCAUUCCCCAAAAGCUUAAAGAUAAAAUUUGGGCUGACGAAUAUAUUGCCCUUUCAUCCCUUGUCAAAGGCCCUGAAGAAGACAAAAACAAUGAUUAUGUCCUCUGUGAAAUGAAAUCUGAUGGUUCUUUUGAAUCAAAACAUUUGAAUUUAAACCCUUCAAAGAAAGGAAAAAUCCUUUCAUUUCCAGAAUGGAUCCGAGCAUUCAGUAUAUUUAUUGCUGUCUAUACCCAAAGAUUUCCUGAUCAAACCCCACACCUCUUGAAAUAUAUGGUUUCUGUUACGGAACUUUUUCAAAGACAUCAAGGUUGGAGGGUGUAUGACGAAAAAUUUAGAGAUGAAAGGGCAAAGACAAAAUUUCCGUGGGGAAUGCUACAUUUUGAAUACUGGUUAAAAGCCAAAGAACUUAAUGCAAAUGCUUCAACUCUUUGGAUCUCUAAACAUGAGCAAAACAUGUUUGGUUUUACUGACAACAAGAUGUAUUAUCCCCCCAAAAAUUCACAAAAAACCACCCAGUCCAAAUCUGAGAUUCCAUUAGGGUAUUGUUUUCCCUUCCAUCAAGGACUCACUUGUGACAAAUCCCCUUGUCCCUUUAACCACACCUGCCCAACCUGCAAUCGUUCCAAACACUCCAUGUCAAAAUGUUACUCCCGCAACAACAACAGGCAAGCCCAAUUCCCCAACAAAAAGCGUUCAAGUACUGGAGACUCCAAAAAACCCUUCGAGUGA